AUGGCGAGGGACUUCAGACCAAAAGGCGCAAGGCCAUCCACAGCGCCUGCAGACACAGCCUCGGCCAAGUCGACUCGUGUCAACAAACAGGCCAUCAGCUCGCCCGCCCCUGUCAAACCACGCCCCGCCCAAACCCCUUCGGCCACCUCGAACAAGAAAAAAUCAGAUGCAUACGACUCGGAGGACAGCGCAGAUGAGGCCACUCUGAUGCGCGAGAUUGAGAGCUUCGGCGGCUCUAGAGACGAUCUCAAACUCAUCUCCAAGGCCAACGGAAAGAAAAAACCCGACGUCUCGAUCGACGAGGCCGCUUUCUCCGGCGAGGUCGCUGCUUUCCUCAAGCAACUCCAGUCAGAUCCUCACACGUCUGAGCCAGCUGCUCCUUCCGCAUCUAUCAACAACGACAGGCGAUCCAAGACCGAGGCAGAAGCACACAAAAAGGCUGCGACUACUCAAAAGCAGAAUUCUCAAGCUGCCAAGUCCAAGGAAAAGCCUACGCAAAAGGAGAAAGCCAACAAGCAAGGAGAACAAAAGACACCAAAACCACCAAAGCAGUCUGCAACACAAACCAACGUUAUCGAAAGUACAACAGUCCAGCGAAUGGGCAAGGGAAAGAAGAUGGUCUUUGACGACCAUGGUGUUGGCAAGGAGACCAAUGUCAAACCUUCGCUCACUGCCAUCGGCCCGUUGCGAUUGCAGGCUGUGCCCCAAUGGAUGUCGCAGACUCUGCCAAAGCUUGCUCCGACCAACUCGAACAACGCCUCCCUCUCACACGAGCGCAUCACGCAGCUUCUCGACAUGGGUGUCGACCUCCUCCACCAGGAGAGUCGUGCGUACGACGACAUCACCAGCAGCGAGACGUCGAUCAACAAAGCGGGUGGUAGCAUUGGCACGCUCACCGCCUCAGACGCGCAAUUCGUGCGCUCGCUGCUCUCUUCUGAGGGAGGUGGUACGCUGUCGGACAGAAUUUCGGCCUUGACACUUUUGGUGCAGAGCAGCCCUGUCCACAACGUCAAGCAUAUGGACAACUUGCUCACGAUGACGCGCAAAAAGAGUCGCGAGGAAGCCAGCCGAGCAACUCGCGCUCUCGCCGACUGGCUUGCCAGCGAAGGCGGUCUUGGCUCGAGAAAGCUGCGCUACUUUCGCGAUCAGCCUCAGCUCGCUGCCGCUUCAGCUGCUAUCACUUCGGGCGAUCUGGUGGCAGCUGAGGCGGCCAAGUCUCACUUGCUGUUGUGGGCGUUUGAGGAUCAUCUCAAGAAAUUCUACUUCCAAUUCCUUCAAGUGCUCGAAGUGCAGUCACACGACACGAUCGCCUUCACGCGCAAGCAGGCGACUACGCAGACAUUUAUCCUCCUGCGUGACAAGCCGGAACAGGAACAGAACUUGCUCCGUCUUCUCGUCAACAAGCUGGGUGAUCCUGACCGCAGCGUCGCCGCCAAGACCAGCAACCACAUCCUCGAACUGCUCACUGCUCACCCUGCGAUGAAGUUGAUCGUCGUUCGUGAAAUCGCCAACCUGAUCAUGCGACCAACGUCUGUGCCGAAUGCUGGCGACCAUGAGUCCGACAGGACGUCUAACCACAGCACCCAUGCGCGCUACUACGGCCUUCUCACGCUCAAUCAGACCGUGCUGACCGUCAAGGACGAAGCCACUGCCAACCAUCUUAUCUUGCUCUACUUUGAGCUCUUCGAGGCGAUUCUCAAGCAGAACGAGAUCAACGAGGCUAACGGCGUCGUCCAAGGCCAAGACGCCGACGAAACGCCCAAGAAGAAGGAUAAGAAGCGCUGGAAGGACCAGCCACGCACGGGCAAGCGCAAGGGAAAGGGCAAGCAGGCUGCUUCGGCCAAGCCAGAAGAGCCAAAGCUGGUCAAGGAUGCCGAGUCCAAGAUGGUCGUUGCGAUUCUCACCGGCGUUCGGCGAGCGUUUCCAUUUGCAAAAAUGCAAGCUUCCGUGUUCGAAAAGCACGUCAACACGUUGUUCAAGAUGCUGCACUCUGGCUCUUUCAACAUCAGCAUCCAGGCGCUUCAGCUGAUUUUCCAGCUCACCAUCUCGAAUCCACACCACGAGUCGUCCACGGUGCUCACAUCGGCAGCCAUCACGGACCGCUUCUACCGCGUGCUGUACGACUCAUUGCUGGAUCCGCGUUUGGAGGCGUCGAGCAAACAGGCCAUGUAUCUCAACCUCAUCUUCCAGGCACUCAAGGCGGAUCAGGAGCAGGAGCGCGUCAAGGCAUUUAUCAAGCGUAUCUGUCAGAUACUGACAUUGCACCAAGCUUCGUUUAUCUGUGGAUGUCUGCAUCUAUUGGGUGAGCUGUUCAAACGUACACCGGGAUUGCGCGCCAUGAUCACCGAGCGCGAGGAGGACGACGAGGAGCACUUCCACGACGUUGUCUCUAGCGAUGACGAGGACGAGCGGGUUGCAAGCAAGCAAGCUGGUAUCGCUGCGAUCACAGUUGGCAAGCAUGCAUCUACCAAGUACGAUGGUAGAAAACGAGAGCCUCGGUUUGCACAUGCAGGCACUACCUGUCUUUGGGACGUGCUUCCACUGAUCUCGCACUUCCACCCUUCGGUUUGUGUGCACGCGCUGCAGCUGUUGCAAGGUGGCAAGAUCACCACCAAUGCCGAUCUGAGUCUCAACACGCUCUCCCACUUUUUGGAUCGGUUUGUGUAUCGCAAUCCGAAACAGAAGUCGUCGUUGCGCGGAGCGAGUGCGAUGCAGCCCAUGGCGCACGUUGGCAGCGGUGUUACGCGAUCGCGCACGCACGCGCUCAACGAGAAUGAAUAUUUCAACACACAAGCCUUCUGGAACAAGCGCGCCGACACGAUCCCCGCCGACCAGCUGUUCUUCCACAAGUUUUUCAACCUGAAAUCGAAGCAGCCCUCGUCGAGUCGCGUGCAGACCGCACAUGAUCAAGACGACGAGCGAGACAUACUGACAGCAUCCGAUAACGACCAAGCACGAGUGGCCAAGCAUGACAGCAUGCACCAAGAUGACCAGAGCGAUUCGAGCCUAGACAGCGACGACGAUGCGGACGAGAAAGAAAUCUGGAAGGUGAUCAAGGCGACUAUGCCGGGCAAGGAGGAGCUCGAGCGUCUAAAUGACAGCGAUGACGACGAUGACGACGAGUUCGACUAUAUCGACAGCGACGAUCAGCCAGAUGCUGCCGACGACGAGAACCGGGACGAACAACAAGCUAGCGAUCAUGAUGGACCCGACGUGAUUGCUGGUAUGACGUUGUCCGAUGACGACGACUCUGUGCCAGGUGCUGACGAAAAUGCAGUCACCGAUGACUGGCGAGACGACGAAUCGGACAGCAACGUGUUCGACGAGGAUGAUGACGACCUUUUGCCGUUUGCCGACUUGAGCUCGAAGAAGCGCAGUGCAGUUUCCUCGGACUCGGACUCGGACUUGGAGUUGGACACUCGAGAUGCAAAGUCACGACAAAAGACCAAGGACAAGAAGAAGAGGAAAAAGACGAUGCAGAGCCUUCCGACGUUCGCCAGCGCCGAAGACUACGCUCACCUGCUCGGCGAUGAUGACGAAGAAAACAUGUAG
Messenger RNA from Mycosarcoma maydis (corn smut), 3552 nucleotides. RefSeq names its product RNA-binding ribosome biosynthesis protein MAK21. The record is from RefSeq and is a predicted model, not a curated record. Gene Ontology annotation, cellular component: nucleus. Lineage: Eukaryota; Fungi; Basidiomycota; Ustilaginomycetes; Ustilaginales. The coding region runs from base 1 to 3552 and encodes 1183 amino acids. The transcript has a single exon.